Molecule: messenger RNA, 2017 nt
Organism: Triticum aestivum (bread wheat)
Lineage: Eukaryota; Viridiplantae; Streptophyta; Magnoliopsida; Poales; Poaceae
Product: putative F-box/LRR-repeat protein 23
Exons: 2
Coding region: 181-1206 (341 amino acids)
Molecular function (GO): protein binding
Source: RefSeq, a predicted model, not a curated record
AAAUACACAUAUGCAUAGUGCAAAGUGAGAGACCUCAAUUCCUAUGCGAAAGAAAAAGAAAAAUCAAGGCACCGACCUACCUAUGCGAAAGAAAAAGAAAAAUUAAGGCACCGACCUACGCUUAUCGCAGCCAUAAAAGAGGUUUUUGCCCUCGUCAACGCUCCACACAUCGCGAUCCCGAUGCAGCCGCCAUCGCUCCACCCGCCGCCGCCGGCGGCCACUCGGCGGAGUCGAAAGGGACGAGCCAGCAGGAGGAGAGACCGGACGUGGCACGUCACGGUGUUCAACAACAUGCCCGUGCCGUGGGAGAGGGACUGGGCGGAGCUUCCCCAGGACGCGAUCUCCUGCAUCCUCCGCAAGCUGGACCAGGUGGAGCUCCUGCUCGGCGGCGCCGCGGCGGUGUGCCGCUCCUGGCGCCGCGUCGCGCGGCACGAGCCCGAGCUGUGGCGCUGCAUCGACGCGCGCGACCUGCCGGCCGUUCCGCCCUUCGGCUGGCAGGCCGUCCGCACCAAUCUUGUGCGCGCCGCCCUGCGGCUCAGCGCCGGCCAGUGCGAGGUCUUCGCCGCCGAGCUCUUCGACGAUGACCUCUUCCUCCUCCUCGGCGAGCAGGCACCCUUACUAAAGAGGCUCUAUCUCAUCAAGUGUUAUUACGUCUCAAAGGAAGUAUUUGCAAAGGUUAUGCGCAAGUUCCCUCUCCUUGAAGAGCUCGAGCUUUCGAUGUGGUUUGGUAGCACGGAAAUGCUCGAGAUCGUCGCUGAAGCCUGCCCACACUUGAAGCACUUCAGUCUCAUAAAAAAAGAUCGUUUUUACAAACCUGGAGAUGAUGGUAAUGCUUUCGCGAUUGCGAAGAUGCACGAGCUACGUUCCUUGUAUCUCGACAGCAACAGACUCACCAACAAAGGGCUGACAGUGAUCCUUGAUGGCUGUCCCCACCUAGAGCACCUUAACGUUUUCGAAUGUAAGUAUCUCAGGAUGGAUGAUGACCUGCUGGAGAAGUGUUCUCGAGUUAACAUGGAUGGCCCUCGGUACUCUUUGCCAUAUCUGCCUUGCAGUUGUUGUUGGAGUCCUGACUAUCCGAAUCACGAGGAUUAUGAGGAUUACCGUGAGGAUUCUUAUUACUACAUCAGUGAUCACAUCGACGACAAUGAUCUUGCAGAACACGAGAGGCUUCUUGACGUCAAGGGCAUGCGGAGGUACUUGCCCUAGUGAGAUCUGGUUGUUUUGGUUGGAGUUCCCGCAUACUGUGCUCUCGCCGAUGGAAUGGUGGUUCGCUGCAUCAAUUAAUUUCCACCACGGGUUUUCUUAUCCACCUUUUUUCACCGAAGUUUGAUGUCCAUCGAUUCUUUUCGAAAAAGGGAAUACUUGGGCCUCUUCAUCAUGCGAUGCACACAGCCAAUUUGAUGUCCAGUUUUAUUGGAAUAUAUGAUUGUUCUCUAUAAAAGAAGUAUCGAUGAUGUGCUUCUUUGUCUUGCUACUGCCAGUUGUGCCAUGUGAAGGAUGCCAUCAUGAAAAUUGUACACGGAGGUUCAAGGUUGCUGGUUCUCAAGUUAAACUUCAUUUGGUAGACAUGGCGACAAUCAGGCAUUCGUCCGUCCGUCCUUGCUCUUUUAUGAUUGAUGAAGCUUUGGUGUUAAUGGCCUGAUCCCGGGAAUGUAACAAAGGCGGAUCAAUAAUCUCAACGCAGUCCGUCCGUCAAAUGCUUGUGCCAAGAACUCGUACUAGAUGCUUAAAAUAAUGUGUGCAUCCAUGCAUGUCAAAACUGUUUCCAUGUAUACUUUUGUCACAUGAUGAUGCUGAAUGCCAUGAAUUUAUAUGCAGCGGAAAUUACCACCAACAUCUCUUUUUCUUGAUGAUUGUGACACUGUUUUUCUUAAUGUAUUUGUAUUUGUGCAUUUAGGAAAGAAGCAAGGAAAUAGUAUUUGUUCUGUGCAUGAUCUUGUGUAAAACAAAAUUACCAUCAGUAUCUCUAUCACUCCUUGACCAGUCCCAGUCUCUUGAGGAACUGUACUCUCGCUGG